Molecule: messenger RNA, 902 nt
Organism: Triticum aestivum (bread wheat)
Lineage: Eukaryota; Viridiplantae; Streptophyta; Magnoliopsida; Poales; Poaceae
Exons: 1
Coding region: 13-483 (156 amino acids)
Source: RefSeq, a predicted model, not a curated record
UCACCAACAAAAAUGUGCUUCGAGUUCAUCUCCUGUUUCGGCGGCGGCAGAAAGGACGACUACGGCGGCGAGCGGUCGAGUCAUGGGGGCUGUGGCGGCCGCGGCCGCGGCCGCAGGGGGGACCACGGGAACCGGAACGGCUACAACACCGCCACCGACCAGAAGCCGGCGACGGCCUACGACCACCAGCUGGCUCUUGAUGAGCACGGGCGCAAGGCCCACCACGACGGCGGGGUGAAACCUGACCACGCCUCCGUCGUCGCUGCCGCCGGUGGCCACGGCUAUUACGCCGCCUACGCACCUGACAAGGUCCACGACGCGCCGAAGCUUCCUGCCUGGCACAACAAGGUCGUCGACGACGCUGGCUACGCCCACAACACGGCGCGCCUUCGCCACCAGGCUGCUCCUCCUGAUCAUAGGGAGCACGCCGCCGUGGAUUACCAUCACUAUCCAACCACCAAUACCACUCUCGUAAGGUACUAGUAGGUAGCUAGUCGUUAGGAUUACCUAGCAUGGCAGUUCAUCAAUCAGUCCUUCACACUAAACACCGCCUCUGCUUUUCUACUCUGUCCGGUAGCUCCGUUUUUCUACUCUGCUUUUUCUCACCCGCUGAAACUGAAAAGGCACCUGGAAGAGGGGUCUGUGGAUUUUGAUCAGAGCCUCCACGUUUUUGUCCAUGGAUGUGCGGCACAUGUCCCAGUUCCAGGAAGCCUUUAUCAGUAUCGGUCUCCGUAGUUGCUUGCCUGUAAUUUUGCUGUGGCUGCUUAAUCAGUAUCAUAUAAUCAAGUGAAAGAAAGUAUUUCUGAGAUCAAAGAUGACUCCCCAUUUCUACCGUUGCUAUGUGUAUGUGUGUGGCUUGGCUGUCUUUUUUUUCAGUUACCCUGUUCCACGGCAUGAAGUCC